AUGAGCUCCCAAAUUCGUCAGAAUUAUUCCACUGAGGUGGAGGCUGCCGUCAACCACCUGGCCAACCUGCAUCUGCUGGCCUCCCACACCUACCUCUCUCUGGGCCUUUAUUCUGACCUCCACGAUGUGGCUCUCGAGGGCAUGGGCUCCCGUGAGUUGGUGGAGGAGUGCCAGGGCGCUGAGCAUCUCUUAAAGUUGCAAAACCAGCGCAGUGGCCGCAUUCUCUUCCAGGACGUGCUGAAGCCUUCCCAAGAUGAGUGGGGAAACUCAGGACGCCGUGGAAGCUACCAUGCCUUGGAGAGGAAUCUGAACCAGACCAUUAUGGAGCUGCAUGGACUGGGUUUUAUCCGCACAGACCCUCAUCUCUGCGAGUUCCUGGAGAACCACUUCCUGGAUGAGGAGAUGAAACUCAUCAAGAAGAUGGGCUCUACCUGA
Molecule: messenger RNA, 435 nt
Organism: Eptesicus fuscus (big brown bat)
Lineage: Eukaryota; Metazoa; Chordata; Mammalia; Chiroptera; Vespertilionidae
Product: ferritin light chain 1-like
Exons: 1
Coding region: 1-435 (144 amino acids)
Biological process (GO): iron ion transport; intracellular iron ion homeostasis
Cellular component (GO): cytoplasm
Molecular function (GO): ferrous iron binding; ferric iron binding
Source: RefSeq, a predicted model, not a curated record